AGCCCAGCCCAGCCCAAACUCAUUUCUCUCCUCUCUCACCUCUUCACGAACGGCAGAGCCACAGAGACAAAAUUCCUCUCUCUCUCUCUCUCUCUCUCUUCUUUCUCUCUCUAACUCUUCUCUCUCGCACGGCGUCGACGGCGAGCCCGAACUCUCUCGGCCGGCGCAAGUAAAGUUCAGACUGGUGGUGCGUGGUCUUGAAAUUUAACAAUCUUCAAGAAAAAAUGGCUUUGGCAAGCUUGGCUAGAAGAAAGGGUCACCUUCUUUCUAGAACAUUUUCCAACCAGACCUCUGAAGUUUUUCGGUGCUCGAUUUCUCUUACCUCCUUUGCCAGGGGUUUCGCCUCUUCGGGAUCCGAUGAGAGUGAUGUUGUGGUCAUCGGCGGUGGCCCUGGCGGCUAUGUGGCCGCAAUCAAGGCCGCUCAGCUUGGACUCAAAACCACCUGCAUCGAGAAGCGUGGGACUCUCGGAGGUACCUGCCUUAAUGUCGGCUGCAUACCCUCUAAGGCACUUCUACAUUCCUCCCAUAUGUACCAUGAAGCUAAGCAUUCUUUUUCUAAUCAUGGAGUGAAGUUUGCUUCUGUUGAAGUUGAUUUACCAGCUAUGAUGGGUCAGAAGGAUAAAGCUGUUUCUAACCUUACUCGAGGUAUCGAAGGCUUAUUCAAGAAGAAUAAGGUUACCUAUGUAAAAGGGUAUGGUAAGUUCAUCUCCCCUUCGGAAGUUUCUGUAGACACUAUUGAUGGUGGGAAUACCAUUGUCAAAGGAAAGAACAUUAUUGUCGCUACUGGUUCUGAUGUAAAAUCUUUACCUGGCAUUACAAUUGACGAGGAGAGAAUUGUCUCGUCAACUGGAGCUUUGGCUUUGAAAGAAAUCCCCAAGAAACUCGUUGUCAUUGGAGCUGGAUACAUUGGUCUCGAGAUGGGUUCUGUAUGGGGCCGACUUGGCUCCGAGAUAACUGUUGUUGAGUUUGCCUCAGAGAUUGUCCCCUCCAUGGAUGGAGAAAUUCGGAAACAAUUUCAACGUUCCCUUGAGAAGCAAGGGAUGAAAUUUAAGCUUAACACAAAGGUUGUUGGGGUUGACACUUCUAGCGGUGGUGUGAAGUUGACACUCGAACCGGCAGCUGGGGGUGAGCAGACGACUCUUGAUGCCGAUGUUGUUCUUGUAUCUGCCGGUAGAACCCCAUUCACAUCUGGACUCGGUCUGGACAAGAUAGGAGUUGAAACCGACAAAGGAGGGAGAAUUCUAGUUAACGAGCGAUUUGCAACAAACGUAAGUGGUGUUUUCGCUAUUGGUGAUGUCAUUCCCGGGCCAAUGUUAGCUCACAAGGCCGAGGAGGAUGGAGUUGCUUGUGUAGAGUUUAUUGCUGGUAAAGUUGGUCAUGUGGACUACGACAAGGUCCCUGGUGUCGUUUACACUCACCCCGAGGUUGCAUCAGUGGGAAAAACCGAGGAGCAAGUGAAGGCACUCGGUGUUGAAUACCGCGUUGGAAAAUUCCCUUUCCUAGCUAACAGCAGGGCCAAAGCAAUUGAUGAUGCUGAAGGACUCGUCAAGGUUUUGGCCGAUAAGGAAACCGAUAAGAUUUUGGGAGUUCACAUAAUGGCCCCGAAUGCUGGAGAACUCAUUCACGAAGCAGCAAUAGCAUUGGCGUAUGAUGCAUCUAGCGAAGACAUUGCUCGGGUUUGUCAUGCUCAUCCAACGAUGAGUGAGGCAUUGAAGGAGGCUGCCAUGGCUACCUAUGACAAACCCAUUCACAUGUAGAUCUUUAUAGAGAAAUCAGUUGCUUCUUUAUUCUUGCGAUUUUUCGGAAAUGAGUUGCCAAGACUUUCCACAACCAAACCAAGUUUUUUUUCUCCUUCCACAUCAAUUUGGGGUCAAGAAAGAUGAAUAAAUAACUCUUCUAUACUGUUUUUCUUCUGAGGGUUAAUAACAACAUAGAGAGAAGAGUAUAUUUACUUAUUAUUCGUUAAUAAUUUAUACAUUGAAAUCUUCAUCAUACAAAAAGGAACUUAUGGAGAGUUUUAGAGGGAUGAGAUUAAGAUAUAUUAAUAUGGGUUCUAUGCUAAAUUUUUCUAUUUAAUUAGAAAAUAUUAUAUCUCAUUUUUAUAAUUUAUGACAUAAAAAAAUGUUAGUCGGAGUUA
This is a messenger RNA of Cannabis sativa, 2137 nucleotides long. Its product is annotated as dihydrolipoyl dehydrogenase, mitochondrial. Gene Ontology annotation, molecular function: dihydrolipoyl dehydrogenase (NADH) activity; flavin adenine dinucleotide binding. Lineage: Eukaryota; Viridiplantae; Streptophyta; Magnoliopsida; Rosales; Cannabaceae. Bases 225 to 1757 code for a protein of 510 amino acids. Gene Ontology annotation, cellular component: oxoglutarate dehydrogenase complex; mitochondrion. The transcript is spliced from 3 exons. The record is from RefSeq and is a predicted model, not a curated record.